UCUGGGCUGGGAUUGCCAGGGUGGGUCCGUUGAGCUCCAGCGACUAGAUCUGUCUGCUACUGGCAGGGCGCUCCAGUGGAUUCCCAGCACCCAAAGGGUUAAGGUGCAGAAAUAACAUGUCCUCCAGUCUUCCCAGCUAAGCGGCCUCUUCCUACUCCCUUCCCUCCCGGGAGAGUGGGCUUUUCCUUGGGGUGUAGAGCACGGAUUUGCUCGGGUGUCUUUUGAAUGCAUCUGAACUGGCCGCAACGCCCUUCUCCCCAGUACAUAAAUAAAUGCAGAUGUUAAACAGCCAGCGGCAGGCAUUUUGGCUGCCUCACUUGUCACCGUUUGCAAACGUGGGCUGGAGGAGAGCCUCCUUUUCCAGCCCCGUGGAGGGGCCCAGAGACCCCGCUGCCUUUCCAGCCUCCGUGGCGAGCCCAGUGGCCGUCUGGCCGGGGCCCCGGCUGUUUAAAUGGAGGGUGGACCAAGGAGGAGGUUUGCAGUCUGGGGAGGGGGUGGGGGACUGUUUAUACUGCAGCAGAGCAUCCCCGUGGUGCUUUGCAAAAGCUAGAGUCCCAGCUCUUCCUCCCCCUCCUUCCUUCUCCUCUCCACCUUCCUCUGGCUUCUUCCUUCUCUCCCUCCUUCCCUCUUCUUCCUCUCCCCUCUUUCCCUCCCUCCUCCUCUUCUCUCUCCUACCCCUUCCUCCUCUUUUUUGCCCCCUCCCUCCCACAUCUGCCUUAUUUCUUCCUUCUUCUCUAUUCCUCAUCAUCUUUCUUCUCCCUCCUCCUUUUUCUCGUCUCGCUCCCUCCUUAUUUCUUCCCCUUCUAUCACCCCACCCCGCUCCUCUUCCUCCUUCUUCUUCUCCCUCCUCCCCUCAUCAUCGCCUCCUCUUCUCUCUCCCCCCUCCUCCUCCUCUCGUUCCUCCUUCUCUCUCCUCCUCCUCCCUUCUUCACCCUCCCUCCUCCUCUUCCUCCCUUCUCCCCCUUCUCCCCUCCCCCCUAUAGUCUUCUAGGGGGAGGGGUCCCUUUAAGAGCCAGCGCGCGCUCUUCCCUUUCCCUAGCAACCGCCCCCGGGGAGGUGUAGGCCCUGGUAACGGUGCCGGUCACGUGGUGCCCGCGCGGCGGCGCGAGCCACUGAAGGCGAGCCGGGGAGCGGCGGGGGCCCGGGGCUGGAGCGUGUCUGGGUCUGGGUGCUCGGGGCGCGCGUGCGCGAGCGGUGCAGCAGCGGCCGCGGGAGGAGGGAGCUCAAGUAUUAUGGGCUGUGGGCGCUGCUGAACAAGAUGGAGCUGUCUGCAGUGGGAGAGCGGGUGUUUGCGGCCGAAUCCAUCAUCAAGCGGCGGAUCCGAAAGGGACGCAUCGAGUACCUGGUGAAAUGGAAAGGUUGGGCGAUCAAGUACAGCACUUGGGAACCCGAGGAAAACAUCCUGGACUCCAGACUGAUUGCAGCUUUCGAGCAGAAGGAGAGGGAGCGGGAACUAUACGGGCCGAAGAAGAGGGGACCCAAGCCGAAAACUUUCCUGCUGAAGGCGCGCGCCCAGGCUGAGGCCCUGCGGAUCGGCGACGUCCACUUCUCCGUCAAGCCGGGCUCCAGCUCCACGUCCCCCAAGCUGCACUCCAGCGCCGCCGUGCACCGGCUCAAGAAGGACAUCCGUCGCUGCCACCGCAUGUCGCGGCGCCCCCUGCCCCGGCCGGACCCCCAGAGCAGCGGAGCCCCGGGGGCGGGCCCGGGCAUGAGGCCGCCCAUCUCGCCCUUCUCGGAGACCGUGAGGAUCAUCAACCGCAAGGUGAAGCCCAGGGAGCCCAAGAGGAGCCGCAUCAUCCUCAACCUGAAGGUCAUCGACAAGGGCGCCAAGAGCGCUUCCGGGGGCGCGGGCGGCGGGCCCCUGGCCCGCCCCAAGAUCCCCUCCCGCAACCGGGUCAUCGGCAAGAGCAAGAAGUUCAGCGAGAGCAUCCUGCGCACGCAGAUCCGCCACAUGAAGUUCGGGGCCUUCUCCAUCUACAACAAGCCCGCGGCCAGCGCCGGCCCGGCCCCCGGGGCCCCCGGCAAGCCCGAGGCCGGCUCCUCGCAGGGCCCCGCCCCGCCCCCCCGGGGGCUCAUCCUGGCCGCCGCCCCCUACGACAUCCGCAGCUCCAGCUCCUCAGGAUGCCCCUCCCCCGCCCCGCACUCCUCCUCCGACCCCGACGACUCGCCCCCCAAGCUUCUCCCGGAGACCCUCAGCCCGGCGGUCCCCGACUGGCGCGAGUCCGAGGUGCUCGACCUGUCCAUUCCGCCCGAGUCCGCCGCCACCAGCAAGCGGUCGCCCCCGGGAGGGGGCGAGGGGGGCCAGACGCCCCCGUCGUCCUCGCCCCCGCGCCCCUCCUCCGACCCCGAGCAGGAGGCCGGGGACUGGCGUCCGGAGAUGUCUCCCUGCUCCAACGUGGUGGUCACGGAUGUCACCAGCAACCUCCUGACCGUCACCAUCAAGGAAUUCUGCAACCCCGAGGAUUUUGAGAAGGUGGCGCAGGGGGCUGUGGGUGCGGGCGGGGCUAACGGGGGUGGCGGCAAAUGAGGGGGGCCGGUCUCCACCCAGAGGGGCGGGUGGUCCUGGGCACGCCCGGGCGAUCCCUCCCCCCUUGCCCGCAUUCACUAGCGUUUGAUCUCCGCUCCCCUGCACCCACGCGCACCCUCACCCCCGCCUGUCCUUCGCUGAUUUGAUUUGGCUCACAGGCACCCCGCCCCCAGCCCCUCGGCCCUAGGAGGGGACGGGGAGGAUGGGGCAGGGCUUGUGCCCGAGCGGGUGGGCGGCCACAGGCCGGGGCCGCUGCCCGGUAGCCCAUCACCUGGCCUGGCAGCGUCUGGAAGCCGGGCCGCAGAGCUGGCUCGGACCCCGUUCUCCCCGGGGCUCUCACUCCUGCCCUUCCCCACUCCCCCACCACCCCCACCAGGACCUGGGUACCCGGAGCUCGUGUCCACUCUCGGUGCUAAACUGGCAGCUGAAGAGCUGGUGCUCUUGCGACCUCUCCUCCUCCCCCGACCCCAGGUGCUAACUCCGUCCUCCUCGCCCCCUGCCCUCCUAGAUUUGGGAAUGGGGGGAAAUUCUUCCUCCCUGUUUGGAGUCCCACCUCCCUCUGCUGUGGGUAGCUCUGGAGGCUGUAGCAUCUCCAGGAUGGGAGGCUCUGAUUGGGCAGCUGCAAUGGGGGGGAUUUCUGGUCACUGUGUGGUGGGGACACCCUAGCACCCGCCGUCCACAUACAGAUCUCCCCGGUGGCCUGGCUUUGGCCUGCUAGCCCUCCUCCUUCCUGAUUCCUCUUUGGGGGAGAUGGGCUGAGAGGUCCCCCUCCCCUCCAAAGACCCCAAGAUCCGAAGUGGGCCCCUCUAGUUUGUCAACCAAAGGUGCUAGCAGAGCCUUCUGGGGACACUGUCCUUCCUGUGGGUGUGUCCAUUGCAUCUUGGCGUGUAUGUGCCUCUGUAUGUGUGUGUGUGUACCAUGGGGUGUGGGCCGUCCCCCUCCUUCCCAGCCUUCUCCCCGCUGCCCACCCAGCCCGUUUUGGUGCUCCAGCCUCUGCGUGGGGAAGGCUCCUUUUCCAUUCCACUACCUUCGCUGGCUGUGGGAGCAAUUAUCUAGGAGCAGUCCUGCCCAGAGCACACCUUCCAGCAUCCCCUGGGUCUUGGGGGUCCCACGCAGCCCAAGAUCCCUGAAGAUCUUGGGUCUUCCUAUGGCAUGCUUGGCGGCCCGUCGGGAACAUCAUCGUCUUUUCCUCCUCCUCUCUGGCUGUGGGACCCAGAGAGCUGCUGCAGAGCUCAGCCUUCUUCUAGGAGGAUGAAGACCCCACAUCUUCUCCCUGAUCUUUCUUGCCCCCUGCCCUCCUUCCACUCUACGGGCAGGGGGCAGACCUCAAACCUUCCUCCUCUUUCAAGUGGCUUAUCUGAGGGUGGGGUUAGGAUGGGGCUCCCAGGAAGGGGGAGCUGGCAAGGGGGGGGGUCCUGUUUUUUCCAGAUAAUAUACUGUGUUUGGUUAGAGAGUAAUUGUUUGGGGAAGUAGAUGCAUCUUGUCCACGAUGGUGGUUGUUUGAGAUUUGAGCUCUGUGUGUGUGUGUGUGUGUGUGUGUGUGUGUGUGUGUACUUGUGCGGGUAGGGAUAGAGUGACUCCAGAAAUUAGAAAGGGAAGCAGAAGAAAGGAGGCAGCUCCCUUCUGUCCCCUCCCUUGGGGCCACCCUGUGCCCCCGGCCCACCUCAGGACUUGUUAGAAGUAAGUGCCGCUGGCCUGUGAGGGUCAGGGGACAACGGCCCUUGGGGUGGGCCUGGGUAGGGCAUAGGACACGUGGGCCCAUCCUCUCCUUCCCCUGGUGAAUAGGACCAGAACCCUCCGCUGGCUGGUUGGCCGUCCAAGUGCCGGCCGGCUGUCCCUCUUGGAAGAGCUGGCCUCCCUCCCCACCCCUCUGAUGAAAAUUAACCUGGGCGCCCAAAUCUGGCCGUUUCCCGGGGAUCCCUAGAAACGUGUUUUCUGAGAGUCUGUCAUUCGUGAAAUUUUUUUUCUUUCUUAAAAGCGGGUGGGGUGGGGGGGAAAGUCGUGUUUUCAAAGGUGAUUUUAUGAUGGGAGAGUGAAAGAACUAGUUUUACAAGAAAAGAAAAAAAAAGACAGAAAAAAUAUUGUGGAAUUCCUACAGGGAGGGGGAAGAAAGAGAUAUUUAAAAAUAAUAAUACUUGUGAUUGCACAGCUACGGCGGGGCCACCAGCCAGCCGUGGGGAGGGAAAGCUAGGAGAUGGGCGGGUAGUAUUCUUGGUCUCCAGGCCGGUGGGGGGCCCACUGGGGUCCCGCUGCUCUUCGCUCGCCUCUUCUCCCAGCUGAGGUUAGCGUGGAACCCUAACUGGUCCACAAACUAUCCCCCUCCUUGGCCUAGGGGUGGAGAGAGGGCCAUGGUGAGCCAGCUCCGUGCCCAUCCGUGACAGGAGAUGUGCCCGGGGCCCUCCUCCCUACUUCUGCCUCUGAGGGGGGAUAGGCUCCAAGGUGCUGAGGUGGGGUUGGCUUGGGAAGGCCAGAUUUUGUGGCUGAAGGGGAGAGGGUGGGAGCUCCUUCUCUAGGCUUAGUCCUCGAUGAGGGACCCUUAACCUGGCCAAGUCCCAGAGAAUAGGGUGGGAAUGUAGGGAGGAGGAACGAGAGGCCGGGGCAUGGGGAUUGGGGUGAGGGUGUGUCUUGGGGGAGACCCCCUACCACAUGCCCAGGGAGGAGGCUAGGUGUUAGGGGUAGGUCACAUCAGUUCCUUCCAGCUCCCCAUAAAAGAGAGGUGCCCACCCACGCCCUACUGAGUUUGAUGCCCACCCAGACCCUCUAGGCUCAAGAACAGCCCUUCUAGUGCCCCUGGGGGGAGCGAAUACCUCGUCUCCUGGGGUGUCUCUGAGCAAAGGGGCGCCCGCUCCCCCAAGGCCUCCGCUGCUUGUCCCUUUGCCCUGUACCAGGCAGAAGCUGCAGCCACUUCUCUUUAUUUUUGUAUACCAACUCCCCCAAACCCCGUUUUCCCAAGCCGGAUUUUACCCCGAGAGCCUUUUGGCUUCUCCCACCGGCCCCGCUGGUCAUAGGACGUAGCAGAAAUACCACGUUCCGGUCUCACGUCUGAAACCGUUCCUGACUUCCCCCUCCCCAGCCCCCACUGGCCUCUUUUUUCCCCAUCUGUGAACUGGGUCGGGGGGGGGGGGCAUGUGUUUUUCAAAAGCAGUAAAUGAGCAAUGGGGGCUGGGAGGAGGGGGCAUCCCUUCUGGGGGCUGCCCAGCAGCGAGGGGGAGGGGACGUGUGGCGGCUCCAUCCCUACUAUUCUUUAUAGCGCUUUACAAUUUUCAAAGCACUUUCCCCAUCUGUUGUCUCGCUCGGUCCUGGGGGAGGCAGGUGUUGUUACUACUAUUUUAAAAUUAAUAGGCAGCCUGGUGUAGCAGAUAGAGAGGCUGCCUCGGAGUCAGGAAGGCCUGAGUCCCGACACAGCCCAGCUGUGAUCCCCUGACUUUCUGGGGCACCUUCCGUGUGGUUUCCUCAGCUGUGGUCCCCUGCGGGGAAGCAGUCGAGAUCCCGUCCCCCAGAAUGUCUGAUUAAGGGGAGGGGGGCUGCGUCCCAGACAUAGAAAGCACCUUCUCCAGAACCCACAGCAAACGGCAGAUUUUGAACUCCCAAGUCGGGACGCUUCGCCCUCCCUUGUGCUGCUUUUUUUUUGGGGGGGGGGAAAUCUGGGCAGGAGAGAAGGGAGCAGAGGGGGAGGCACCCCUAUCCCUCUGCGCCCGCGGGGGCUGGAUGUGGUCAGCGUGUUCCCGGCCAGGCCAGGCCAGGGGCCCGGGCUGUUCUCUCCCCACAGAAGUGGUGAGACAGAGAGCGGCUCUCGGAGGCUGCCUCAUUCACCCUCCGGUCUGCCUCCUCAGAGAAGACACGGAUGAAGGCGACGGGCCCUUUCUCAGAGGCCAGGGAUUGGGGCCGGGAGCAGCUGUCGCUUGUGGCCUGUGCCCCCUCCCACCUUGCACUUCUUGCCUUGGAGAGAACAGAGGGGUCUCUUCCACCCCGAGUUAUUCCCGCUUCUCAUGCACUGGCCCAAGGUCCCUCCCGGGGCUCUCGGAGACCCGCUCUGUGCCCCGGCCCCCGCCUUGGGAAGGAAGUUCUCCGCCUGAAUUUCUGAUGAAAAAUCCUCCCUCUCCGUCCUCCUCCGACGCUUGGUACUAAGGGAAAAGUUGAGGGUCCAUGCCCCGCUUCCGUGUCCGUCUUUGAGAUUUGGGAACGAGGCAUGGGGGGGUGGAGAGCCAGGGAGGGCACAGGGAGGCGGGCAUCAGGCCCGCCCCCACCCACGCCUUCUCGUGUGCCAACGUCCUCCAUCCACGUAAGCUCUGGGGGGAUUCCCUUGGCCGGAUGAGCCCAGGUGGAGACUUAUUUCAUUUUUAAAAGCUGAAACAAAAAACAAAAAAACAACCCUUAAAAGGAAUAAUGUAUCUUAUAAUUUUUUUUAGAUUUUUAAAGAAAAACGCAUUUAAUGAAAAGCAUUGUGCACGAAUGAAUUCUAUAUAUAAAUAUAUACACAUACAUAUCUCUCUAUAUAUUUUGGGAGGGGGCCCUGUCAUCUUGUCAUUUGGCUCGGUUUCCCGUUCGCUGUUCGAACCUCCAGCUCCCAGCUGGCUAAACUUGGCCCCCCCCCGGUGGCUGGGGCUGGGGGAGGGCGGACCUCUGGCCACUCUCGGCCCGCCUCCCUGCCUUUGUCCGCUUUGCACCUCAGCCUCCACGCCCUCCCUUCCCCAGCUGAUGCUUCGGGUGGAAAAGCUGGUCGGUCUCGGGGUUUGGGACUUUUUUUGGUUCUCUUGGGUUAUUUCCUGGUUGUUUUGUGCUAAUUACUCUCGUAUUGUACAUUUUGUUUCUCCUGCUGCUCUUCCGUAUUGUAUCAAUGCCAGGAAUGGGGAGUUCAAAGCCUAUUUUUGCCCCCCAAUAAAUUGUUACAUUCCAAAGCUGCA
Antechinus flavipes (yellow-footed antechinus) is the source of this 7431-nucleotide messenger RNA. RefSeq names its product chromobox 6 (gene CBX6). NCBI's taxonomy places the organism in Eukaryota, Metazoa, Chordata, Mammalia, Dasyuromorphia, Dasyuridae. The record is from RefSeq and is a predicted model, not a curated record. Bases 1259 to 2527 code for a protein of 422 amino acids. The transcript is spliced from 5 exons.